Messenger RNA from Phragmites australis (common reed), 5014 nucleotides. RefSeq names its product glutamate receptor 3.1-like. Gene Ontology annotation, molecular function: glutamate-gated receptor activity. The transcript has 22 exons. Bases 105 to 4757 code for a protein of 1550 amino acids. Gene Ontology annotation, biological process: ribosome biogenesis. NCBI's taxonomy places the organism in Eukaryota, Viridiplantae, Streptophyta, Magnoliopsida, Poales, Poaceae. Gene Ontology annotation, cellular component: Noc4p-Nop14p complex; membrane; small-subunit processome. The record is from RefSeq and is a predicted model, not a curated record.
AGCUUGCCAGUGUCGUUCGUUAGUAAACCCCAGAACCCGCCUCCUGCAUCCGUCUUCCCCUCAGCCUCGCCGCCGCCGCCGCCUCCCGCGCGCCUCCUCCCGCCAUGGCGAAGUCAUCGUCGGCGACUGCGGCAGCGGCACGCAGUAGCAAGCGGAAGUCCAGGACCGGGACUCUAACCCUAGAAGAGGUGAAGUCGCUGGGCCGCGAGCUCCUCUCCUCGCGCGCCCACCUCAACCACGCCCCCGCCCUCCUCGCGCUCCUCUCCGCAUCCGCGCCGCUCGACCUCGCUGUGGAGGCGCUCAUCUCGCUCCAGUCCUUCUUCGUUCCCCUCCUCCCCUCCAUCCCCUCCACCUCCGCCGCUGCAGCCGCUGCUGUAGAUGCGAGCAGCGACCCCGAGCUCGUGUUCAGGUCCUGGCUGCGGCAGCGGUUCGACGAGCUCGUUGCCGCGCUCGUCGAGCUCAGCGUGUCGCCGCAAAGUGAUGACGCAAUCAGGGAUGUAGCACUGGAUGCUCUUAUGGAUUUCGUGAAGCUGGGAAAGGACGGGAAGUUCCAGUCGGCAAUUUACCACAAGUUUCUCCACGCUGUCGUUCAUGCUGCUGAUUCCACUGAUCCUUUGUUAGAGUUGCUUGGGUCGAAGUACUUCAAAUACACUGAUGUUUGUUACUUUACUUAUACUAGCUUGGAUAAGAUCGCCAACAGUCUGGGCAGUAAACCCACUGGCUCUGGAAAAGGUGCCUUGCAGAAUGGGGGUGAUGCGUCAGAAAACAGUGGUGUUAUUUUUACACACAACAUAUACAAUGUUUUGGCGCAUCUUCCUGUGAUAGAUUUUCAAAAGGAAUCAGAAUUUGAUAUGUGGAGUACUGUUGGCCUAUCUUCGAAAGGAGAAAAGGACUCCUUGAAGGACUCCUUUGCUGCUUGCAUUAAGAAAAAGCUAAAAUUGAAGUUCACCAAAGCAUGGCUAUCCUUUCUCAAGUUACCACUCCCACUUGAUGUGUACAAGGAGGUCCUUGCUUCAAUUCAUCAAAAUGUAAUUCCUUCAAUGUCAAACCCUGCCAUCUUAUGUGAUUUCUUGACUAGAUCAUAUGACAUUGGUGGUGUUAUCAGUGUCAUGGCCUUAAGUGGUCUGUUCAUUCUCAUGACACAACAUGGUCUGGAAUAUCCAAAAUUCUAUGAAAAGCUCUAUGCACUACUGACUCCUGCUGUUUUCAUGGCAAAACAUCGGUCAGUGUUCUUGCAACUUCUAGACACAUGCCUGAAAUCCUCUUAUCUUCCUGCAUAUCUUGCUGCUGCGUUUGCAAAAAGAUUGAGCAGACUUGCUCUUUCAGUACCACCAGCUGGAGCUCUUAUUAUUAUUGCUUUGAUUCAUAAUCUUCUGCGGAGGCACCCAUCAAUUAAUUUUUUGGUUCAUUGGGAAGUUGAUGAGAAUGACAGCAAUGCCACAGGAGAAGCUAGUCAACCUAAGAAGAUUGGUGCUGAUCCUUUUAACGAUGAAGAGACAGAUCCUGCAAAGUCUGGUGCAAUGCGAAGUUCUUUGUGGGAAAUAGACACGCUUCGGCUUCAUUACUCUCCUGCAGUUUCUAGAUUUGUUGCAUCACUUGAGAAUGAUCUCACUGUCCGGGCCAAAACUACUGAGAUGAAAAUAACAGACUUUAGUUCAGGCUCCUAUGCAACGGUUUUCAGGGAUGAGGUGCGGCGGCGGAUAAAACAGGUCCCCCUUGCUUUCUACAGAACCACACCAACUUCGUUAUUUCAGGGAUCAGAUUUUCCUGGAUGGACUUUUGGGGACCAAUCUAAUGACACUGUAGAAACUAUUGCCGAAGGCAAUGAAGCAAUCGAGAGGGCAGAGGCUAGUGACAGCACACCUUCCAAAAGGUUGCGGGUGGAGACCUGUAUGAUUUGUGGAUUGGGGUUGUCAAGGUAUCUUGUCCGUCCGAAUGUUGAAGCUCCAUAUCCUCAGUCCUGUGGACUCAACAUGAAGUUCAUGCUCCAUAUUUUGGCCAUUUUCUGUUGUCUGUGUUCCUGUGCACUCGGCAAGAAUAUUUCUGUGACACCCAAUGUUGUGAAUAUUGGAGCUAUUUUGACAUUCAAUUCGACAAUUGGGAGAGCUUCCAAGGUUGCCAUUUCUGCUGCAGUCAAUGACAUCAACAAUGAUUCAAGUAUUCUUCCGGGCACAAAGCUGGUUGUCCAGAUGCAAGAUUCCAAUUGCAGUGGCUUCAUUGGCAUUAUUCAAGCCUUGCAAUUCAUGGAGAAAGAUACAGUUGCAAUCAUCGGCCCACAAUCUUCAGUCACUGCGCACGUUGUUUCCCAUGUUGCAAAUGAACUCCAAGUACCUUUGAUGUCCUUUGCUGCAACUGAUCCGACUCUCACAUCACUUCAGUAUCCUUUUUUUGUGCGUACCACCCACAGUGAUCAAUUCCAAAUGGCUGCGGUUGCUGACUUAGUGGAUUAUUAUGGGUGGAAGCUAGUGACAGCAAUAUUUAUUGAUGACGAUUAUGGAAGAAAUGGCAUAUCCUCCUUAGGUGAUGAGCUUGCCAAGAGGAGAUUGAAGAUCCUGUACAAAGCUGCAAUUAAGCUAGGAGCAAAGAAGAGUGAAAUGGCUGCUGUACUGGUCAAGGCUGCGAUGAUGGAGUCCCGGGUCCUCAUACUGCAUGCAAAUGCUGACUCUGGACUUGCGGUGUUCUCAUUAGCGCACAAUCUUGGCAUGACAUCUGGUGGAUAUGUGUGGAUUGCAACAGACUGUCUCAGUUCAUAUCUUGAUUCAUCACUUCAUCUUGACACUGGAUUACUGAGCACGAUGCAGGGUGUUUUGACAUUGCGUCAGCACACAGAAAAUACCAGAAGGAAGAACAGGCUAACUUCACAAUGGAGUGCACUGGUGAAGGGGGAUAGUGGUGGCAGCAGGUUCUUGCUUAAUUCCCAUGGCCUUUAUGCUUAUGAUACUGUCUGGAUGAUUGCUCAUGCGUUGGAUGCAUUUUUCAAUAGUGGCGGAAACAUUUCCUUCUCUCUUGACCUCAAACUGCAUGAAGUUGCAGGAGGACCUUUGAAUUUGGAAGCAAUGAGCGUCUUUGAUGGGGGAAGGCUAUUACUAGAAAGAAUCCGCAAAGUAAAUUUCACGGGUGCAACUGGCCCUGUAAAAUUUGAUUUACAUGGUAAUCUUAUCCAGCCUGCAUAUGACAUUGUAAACAUAGUAGGGUCUGGUUUGCGGACAAUUGGUUAUUGGUCCAACUAUUCUGGGCUGUCCAUUGUGUCUCCUGAGACCCUUUACAAGAAACCAUUGAAUCGCACUAUUGAAAAUCAGAAACUCUACACUGCAAUCUGGCCAGGUGAGACUACAACGAGACCUCGGGGAUGGGUAUUCCCUAACAAUGGAAAUGAGCUGAGAAUUGGAGUUCCCAACAGGGUAAGUUACCGUCAAUUUGUAUCAGUUGACGCUCAAACUGGAAUGGUGAGUGGAUUCUGUAUUGAUGUGUUUGUUGCUGCAAUAAACCUGUUACAAUAUCCAGUUCCAUAUAAGCUUAUUCCUUUUGGCACUGGCCGUGAGAAUCCAAGCUAUGCACAGCUUAUCAAUGAAAUUCUGACAGAUGAAUUCGAUGCUGUUGUUGGCGAUGUAACUAUUGUCACCAAUCGGACAAAGGUUGUUGAUUUCACUCAACCAUACGUCGAGUCUGGGCUUGUAAUACUUACCGCUGUUAAGAGGCAGAGCUCGAAUGGAUGGGCUUUCCUGCAGCCAUUUUCCAUCAGGAUGUGGUGCGUGACAGGACUGUUCUUUGUUAUCAUAGGAACGGUGGUUUGGUUGCUCGAGCACAGAAUCAAUGAUGAAUUCCGCGGUCCUCCAGUGAAACAGGUUAUUACUGUUUUCUGGUUCAGUUUCUCAACUCUGUUCUUUGCCCAAAGAGAGGACACCAGGAGCACGCUCGGCCGCUUCGUGAUCAUAAUCUGGCUCUUCGUAGUCCUGAUCAUCCAGUCGAGCUACACUGCCAGCCUGACCUCCAUACUCACCGUGCAGCAACUCACGUCUCCGAUUACGGGCAUUGACGGCUUGAUCGCCAGUGAAGAGCCUAUCGGGUUUCAGGUCGGCUCCUUCGCGGAGAGCUACCUCGUGCACGAGCUCGGCGUUGCCCCGUCAAGGCUUAAGGCGCUCGGUUCUCCGGACGAGUACAAAACAGCACUUGAGCUCGGCCCUCACAAAGGAGGCGUCACGGCCAUCGUCGACGAGCGUCCGUACAUCGAGCUCUUCUUGUUUCAGCACGACAGGUUUGCGAUCGUGGGAUCCGAGUUCACCAAAAGCGGCUGGGGUUUCGCGUUCCCGCGGGACUCUCCGCUGGCCGUGGACCUGUCGACGGCGAUCCUGACGCUGUCGGAGAACGGUGACCUCCAGAGGAUCCACGACAAGUGGCUGUCGAGCGGGCCCGUGUCGUCGCAAGGAAGCGACCUGGAGUCGGACCGGCUGCAGGUGCACAGCUUCGAGGCGCUGUUCCUCAUCUGCGGCGUGGCGUGCCUCCUCGCGCUCGCCAUCCACGCCUGCGUCCUUGUCCGUCAGUACUCCCGCCACGUCGCCUCGGAGCAGGCCGCGCUCUCCACAGGUGGUUCGCGCUCCCACCGCAGCAGCCUCCAGUCGUUCAUGUCCUUCGCCGACCGCCGGGAAACGGAGUUCCGGAAGAGCUCCAACGAUCCGGCGGCACUGGCAGGAGGGUCCAGUGGCCGUGGCAGCUUCACGUCAAGCAAUAGCGCCAGCACCAGCAUUUCUUCGAGGUAGCAACGCCGGCCCCUCGCAGGCUCGCUUCCAGGUUUCGGCGUACGCCGGACACCCCAGCUAGCGCAUGUACGCACGCUUAGGCCGUAGAGGCGUAGGUAGAUCGUCGUAGCGGCGGUAAUUUACUUGGACGCACGGGUCCAGGGUGUAGUGAAUUUGGAGCUCCGUGUGCUGCGGAAGUUUGGGGAUUAAUGUCGGGAUCCUAGGCAUGUGACUAACAAAUCUACAUGAAUUUAUAAUCAUACACGGUAACACCGAUA